AUGGCGGCUGCUGCGUGCAGUACGCAGAGCACACUGAACCCGUGCACUGGCAAACUGCACAGAGAGCAUCUGCGGAAAAGUAAAGAUUCGCGGAGGAGACAAGCUGCGCUUUUCUUUCUCACUAAUAUAUCCUUGGACGGACGUCCUGUGCGGAACAAUGUGAGCGCAGCGGGCCCAAGUGAUGCCGAGUUUCAGUGCUCUGACAUCGGCGCGACUGUGAGCGAACUGUCCGCUGCGGCGAGUAGCGAUGGGACCUUUUCCAGCUUCCCGGUCCCCAGACUCGGGCUGCUCAACGUCCCGCCCAUCCUGGUUCUGCCGUCGGAUUCUGGGUUCAGAAACACCGAGAUGUUCUUGGAGAGGGAGAGGGGCUCGUUCUCCUCGCAGAGCAAUCUCCUGUCCCCGUGCGGUCUGCAACCCUCUCCGCUCGGAGCGCGGAAGUCUCCGACGCUGCUGUCAGUGCAGAGCUGCGGCUCUUCGCUGGAGUCUCGACCGCGGAGUCGGAACCCAUCUGGUUCUCCUCGUCCACGCUCAAUGAAGAAAGUCCACUUUAUUAAGAACAUGAGGCAGUACGACACCAGGGGCAGCAGGUGUGUUUAUUCACUUCUCUGUUGGUUGUUCUCUGUGAGAUCUGGCCUCAUUCCAUCGUAUGGAGAGAGCUUUCACAUCAGUGAUCCUCGUCUGGAUGCUCAGCGGCGGAGGCACUCAUCUGGAGGAAUAUCCACCACCCUAGAGAUGCUUCCCGGGCUGGAGGGGGUGGAGCUGGACAUGUACGGCAGGACGGUGUCGUACGCUCAGUUCCUGUACCCCACUAACGCUCUGGACUGCCACAAGCCCUCAGUGGAUCUUGCUCUACCCAUGCCCUAUUCCAGAAACAGCAUCCCUUGUAGUUAUCCUCCCUCUCGCCUUAACAGCACCGUCGGCCUGGACCUGGGAAACGUUAAGCCAAAAAGAAAAAUUCUUCAAUAUUUACUCACCCUGGCAGGUGACAGACGUCUCAUUUUAGUACAGACAACCGUAAUAGAGUACGUCAAACCGUCAGAUCUGAAGAAGGACAUGAAUGAGACCUUUAAGGAAAAAUUCCCCCACAUCAAACUCACACUGAGCAAAAUCAGAAGUUUGAAGAGAGAAAUCCGUUCAGUGGGAGAGGAGUCUUCUUUGCAGCCGGUCACCAUAGCCAUGGCAUUUGUGUACUUCGAGAAGCUGGUCCUACAGGGGCGUCUCAACAAGCAGAACAGGAAGCUGGUGGCGGCUGCAUGCCUCCUACUCGCCGCCAAGAUCAGCAGCGACCUGAAGAAACAAGAGGUCAAACAACUGAUUGACAAAUUGGAGGAGAGGUUCCGGAUUAGUCGUCGGGAGCUGAUUGUUUUCGAGUUCACCAUCUUGGUGGCUCUAGAAAUGGCACUUUACCUACCGGAGAGUAAAGUCAUGCCCCACUACCGCAGGCUGGUGCAGCAGACCUGACGUGGGUAGAGCGGAGGCUCAGGGCCGUCGUGAAUAUGCAGAUGAGAUGCGUAAAGCAGCCAAAAGUGUGGGACUCUGCGUUCCCGCCAUUGCAGUUUGAGGUAUCAGAGCGAAUACACAUCAACACGAAGCUCUAAGGAAGAACUGACGUUCCAAAUUAUGCUUUUUAUAGCAAUCUGGCCAGCAGCAUUUUUUUUUUUUUUUUCAUGGCUGUCUGUUUUUGUGACCACCGUGGGAAUACUGCUGAGAAAAACAGCACGGAUCUUCUUUUAUUGAAAACAGAAGGAUUUAACACUCAAACGUCAAGGGAAGAGUUUAACUCCUAAAAUGUACAAGUGUGCAUGCAUGUUUUUAACAUUCCUUAUCUAUUUACCAAAAAUAACUUUUAUUUAAUUUAGACCUGUCCUUUUGUAUAGAACAACCUAGCAUUCACUGU
Molecule: messenger RNA, 1897 nt
Organism: Sinocyclocheilus grahami
Lineage: Eukaryota; Metazoa; Chordata; Actinopteri; Cypriniformes; Cyprinidae
Product: CDK5 and ABL1 enzyme substrate 2-like
Exons: 9
Coding region: 1-1461 (486 amino acids)
Biological process (GO): regulation of cell cycle
Source: RefSeq, a predicted model, not a curated record